CGAAGACGUCCGAUUGUGCUCAGCGUACAGGACUCGGUGCAGUCGACCGGCGAACGUCGUCGCGGGACCGCGUUUUGUUUGUCAUGUCACAAUUGUCACACGCCGAAUCUCUUGUGUGGAUGGUGUUCUCUCUUUUCGAUUAUUUAAAACGGUGUAUCGUUCUCAGUGUAAACGACAACCUGUGCCUCCCGAGAUAACCUCGCCGGAUUCUACAAUUAACACCGACCGAGUCCCCUCACCUGUCGUGCAUACCUGAGCCACUUGUCAUCUAGGAGCACUUACCUCGUCGCAGCCGCCAAGAGGAUCAUGACGAGAGAUCGGUGAACUCCGUUGACGAGGAGUCGCGACCAAUUGCACGCGGUUCCCGCGAUAAAAUCCUCGAGAGAGAGAGAACUCUUCGGAAGGAAAAGCGAAUCAUGUCGCAGCCCAGACGUCCCAAAGUUUCCAUCUACGACUAUCCCGAACACUUAAACCCGUUCAACGACGAGCUGAACAAUAUACAGCCGCACACGUACCAGGAUGCAAAGUCUAAAGACUCGAAACACAAAUUCUGGACGUUCGGCAGAAGCAGGAAGAAGAGAUCCAAUAGCUUCUCCAUCAAAUCCACCUGGAGCGGUUUGUUCGGAAAACGGAAGGACGAGAAGGAGGAGCAACAGCAAAAGAGAUCUACGAUCACUACAGUUUCGUCGACUUACAAAAGGGAGUCCAACCCUGUGGCCCCCAUACGACCAACGAAGGACCAGGAGGAGUUUAACGAGGCACUGGGUACUCUGGCGAGAAGGAGAAAAUACACCUUGGACAACUCAUCCAGGUAUAGCUCAAGUUUAACUGUAAACGGUGAUCCUGCGAGGAUGUACGAUGGUAGCCCGCAGGACACGACCACGUCCAUCAUGGGCGACCUCACACCUAAACCACCGGCGAGGAGAUUUGGCCAGGUGAGUCCAAAACCUACGGACAAGAUCCCACCGUUGGACUACGAGAUCAAGGAUAUGGUGGAGAACGGAAGUGUGACGCUCCGUGAGAAACCGCAAGAAACAACUCCCAUACCCCCUCUGCGACGAUUCGGCAACAGAGCCUCGCAGAGGGCGAAUCAAAGUGCUAUGGACUCUGAGGAUGAGGGACGACCUGGAGACCCGGCGUUUUGCGACGAGAACGAGAACGUUCCCGAUGAUUACGUGUUCAAGAGGUUCACCCAGGACGCCGUCAGAAAGUCCAAUCUCUCUAUAAACAGCUGCACCUCCAUUGGCAGUACGAUGAGCUCGUACGGUCGGAAGAAGCGGAGGGCACCGCAGCCGCCACGACCUUCUGCAAAAGUGGAAACCACCGAGAAGAUUGCUGAAGCCCCCAACAUCGAGCUUCAGAUAGUAGAGCCAAGCGACAUAGCGAGAGUCACCGAAAACAUCGACGAGAUGACGAAGAAGAGCAAAGACCUGGACGUCGAGGUCGAUGAGAAAGACGAGAAAUCCACGGAGUCGGUUACCGAUGCCUCUUCGUCUACGGAAGUGAGUGUGACGAAGGACAGUACCGUUGCAUCAACGGAAAUCAACGCAGACGAGAAACUACCUGAAGAGACAGAAUGUAUAGGAGAAAAACAGAAGCAAACCGAGUUGAGAAGCUCUCCGACAAAUGACAAAGAGAAAUCCGAGAACAAGGACUCCACUGUGCCUGAAGAGACCGCCACGAAGGUAGAGGAAGAUGUUCCGGUUGAGUAUCGCAGGAACUCUCGCGAGAACGUGGAGAUCAUGAAAGAAGUUGACGAACUAUCGCCUUCGGAAGUGGAGGAAGUCUGUUUGAAAAAAAAUAGCUCCUCGGAUUCGUUGUCCAGGAGCGACAGUUUCUCCGUAAAAGAUGAGAUCGAGAAGAUUGAGAAGCAAAUCAAGGAGCUCGAGGCGAGAAGCUCGAUGAAAGAGUCGGAGGAAGAUCACGUCGGGAACACCAGGCAAUUGCUUCAGGAAAACCGCAGACACUUCUUCCAGAAUUUCGUCAAUACUGAGAAGGAAGCGAUCAAGAUAGAGUUCAAGGAGUUUCCUAGAGAGCAAAAAGACAUUCACGUGGUGAGAUUGAAUGAUUCACCGAUUCCCGUACCAGCUCCAAGGGAGCCGGUGAAAGUGAUCGAGCUUCAUAUAUCCGAGCCGAUCAGGCAGAUGGCGGAGAUUGUCGAGGAUGUCAAUCCGAUACCGAAACCGAGGAGACAUAGCGCGCAGAGUCUAAACGAUACUCGAUCCAGCCCCAUCAUUUUAACUGAGGAACGGAUCAAUCGCAACGAGAACAGAGGAAAAUCAUUUUAGAACAGUCAUCAAUAAUAAUACCUUCAGUUAGUCAUGAAAGUAUACAAUUGUGUAACAAGUUUUGAAUAUUUAAAUCAAAAAAGCAAAGAUUUUAGACAUUUCAUGGCCACUGAUGACGUAAACUAUAAGUUGGACAGCUCCUAAAAGAAAUUAUUAUAUUCUCUUAAUAAAAGUGAAAACAUAUUUCACAUAUUUCUGAAGAAUGUAAAAUCUUUGUUUUAUUUAAAUAUUUGAGAUUUAAUUUGAAUACCAGAGUACGAAAAUCCUGAUGACUGACUAGGUACAGAACAUUGUGCAAUUGUUUCGACUUUGAAAAUUGAAUGAAAACGUGACAUCUUCGUUGAUCUUAGUCGAAAUACUUUUUAAAGACUGUCUAGAACACUGUGUACAUGUGCCUUUAUUUAAACUUACGGAUCCUUGGUUAACUCCUUGAAGCAUCAUCAACUCGCAUUCAGAGUUACCAAGUGUAUAAAGUAUGUGUAUUAUGUACUUGGAGCCUUAAUACUGCGAUGAAACAAUCAUUUCAUCGACUUCGGGCAUAGAUUAUUAUGUGAUCGUACACGCCUCCCAUUUACUUAGUAUUUUCGUUAUUUAUUGUUACAGAAUAAAGUCGGAAAAUUUGAUUAAGUUUAUGCUCUGUCAAUAGCUAGAUUGUCAGCAUUCGAUGGUUUCCUAUGAACUGAGAAAAAAAAGCUAUGAACCCCAAAGUACAUUUAUUUGUAAUAUUUACAGAGUUUGUCCUAUAGAUUCUCGUAAAAUGAAAUGAAACUAUUAAUGCAUAUUAAUAGCAACUAUAAUGUAAAUAUUAUUAGUCUAUCAAUGUGCGAUAGUACAUUUCUCGACAAAAUAUUCAUAGUUAUAUAAAAACACGAAGUAAAGUAAGUUCCAGUUAAUGGUGUCAGAUUUUUUUUUAAAUAUUUCUCAUUCUUCUCUCUUUGUAUUUGAUAAAUCUUGUGAUGUUCGCAUUUACUGUAGACACUAUUGCCAUGUUAUCUCCUAAAAUCUUCUUCUGUUGCCGCAUCUAUUUAAAAGAAAAUAGUAUAAAAUAUAUGCUAUCGACGGUUUAUUUAAAUACACAUCUUCAAAAUGCA
Megalopta genalis is the source of this 3379-nucleotide messenger RNA. RefSeq lists its product as uncharacterized. Lineage: Eukaryota; Metazoa; Arthropoda; Insecta; Hymenoptera; Halictidae. The record is from RefSeq and is a predicted model, not a curated record.